Messenger RNA from Drosophila grimshawi, 1536 nucleotides. RefSeq names its product chaperone protein DnaJ 1. Gene Ontology annotation, cellular component: mitochondrion. Gene Ontology annotation, molecular function: heat shock protein binding. NCBI's taxonomy places the organism in Eukaryota, Metazoa, Arthropoda, Insecta, Diptera, Drosophilidae. The coding region runs from base 90 to 1421 and encodes 443 amino acids. The record is from RefSeq and is a predicted model, not a curated record. Gene Ontology annotation, biological process: protein folding; negative regulation of apoptotic process; mitochondrion organization. The transcript is spliced from 2 exons.
UAAUACAAACUUUAAUUUGUAAUUAAAGCGCUUACAAAUACACAAAAUAUUUAUAUAUAGUUAUUUUCAUUUCCAAAGCGCGCUUAAGGAUGUUACGCCCAAGUUUGCUACGUAUUCAGAAUAAUUUAAUGAGUUUCUUUAGUGGAUCAUUGAGAUUGAGACGACAGCCACAGCUGCUGCAGAUGCCGUUGCGACUAAAGCACAAUAAAGCACAAGCCCAAGCCGGCAAUAUAUCGCAGUGGAAGCGUCUGAUUAGUCAAUAUCAGUUUCGCACCAAGAAGGAAGUCUACUAUCCGGAUCGCAGCUCGGAGAUAAAGCGUCCAACACUGAUGGCGACCAAACAGUCGCUGCCUGUUGCGAGGCCGCAACAGCAACGUGGCCUGCCCAAGGACUACUACUACAAGGUGCUGGGCGUUAAUCGGCUUGCGAGCGUCCAGCAAAUACGCAGCGCCUUCUAUGCGCUGGCCAAGCGUUAUCAUCCGGACUCCAUGCACUCCGAGGAGAAACUGAAACACUUUCAGGAGCUAUCCAAUGCCUACAACAUAUUGACGGAUGAAACAAAACGUUUGGAAUACGAUCAACUGGGUGGCAUUAAGGAUGAGCAGGCAUUUCUCGAGCAAGCCGGCAAUCCAAUGCACAUGGACAUGUCGCUCAAAUUAGAUGAUGCAGGUGUUCCCAGUCAAGAGGAAAUCCAAAAAUUGACUAGCAGCGAGUUUGAUUUACCGCUGACAUUUGUGGAGGCCACCGUUGGCUGUAAGAAGCGUUUGGAUUUGCGUUAUUUGCUCAAAUGCGAUAGCUGCAAGGGCAAAUCGCAGCUAAUGGCCAAUCGGGAUGUGGGCAAAGAGCCAUGCAGACGCUGCAAUGGCACCGGCAAAGUCACAACCAAAACGGUCACCUACACAGCGGUCAACACUUGCAGCCAGUGCAAGGGAAAGCGUUAUAUCAAUCGCAAUGAUUGCGAUACAUGCCACAAUCGUGGCUAUGUCCUGGGCAAUGUGGAGGUGCUCAUCACAGUGCCGGCGGGCUCUAAGGCAGGAGAUGUGGUCAGCGUUGAUAAUCCGAAUACAAGGCAGCGGGUCAACUAUCAUCUGCAGGUGCCAACCAAUGAUUACUUUCGUCGUGUCGGCAACGAUAUCCAUACGGAUAAGUAUCUAAACAUAUCGGAUGCGAUAUUGGGCGGCACUUUUUCGGUACCCGGUCUCUACGAGAAUGUCGAUGUGCGCGUCGAGGCCGGCACGCAGUCCCACACCAAAGUGGUGCUCAAGAAUAAGGGAGUGCGCACUCGCGAAGGUGCCGGCAAUCACAUCAUAACGCUCAAGGUGCGCAUCCCGUGCAAUUUGUCCGUGAAGCAACGCCAACUGGUGCUCGCCCUGGCCCAAGCCGAGGAGCCCGUUUUCGAGUUCCACAAAAGUAAUGUAUAAUUCAGGGCGGGUGUAGCAGAGGGGGUAGAGUGUAGCAAUGAUAAAUUGUGUUCAAUAAAAUUCUCAAUGUAAACGCUGUAUGUCUGGCAACUCAACUUUGAGUGAUUUAUAAAUA